CAGAGUGGGCACUGCCCGGGACAACGUCCACAGAGUGGGCACUGCCCAUAGCAACGUCCACAGAGUGGGCACUGCCCAUAGCAACGUCCACAGAGUGGGCACUGCCCAUAGCAACGUCCACAGAGUGGGCACUGCCCAUAGCAACGUCCACAGAGUGGGCACUGCCCAUAGCAACGUCCACAGAGUGGGCACUGCCCAUGGAACUGGCCAAACAGAACGCUCUCAGAAGUGGCGGUAAAAACCGUCGCGAGGCCGGACCAGAGUAGCGGUGCUAGCUGGCUACUGAACCACCUCACACUGCGACUUUAGUCAUUCAACAAUUAACCGAGAUUAUAUACCGGUGUUUAACUGGGAAGGCGAGAGCUACACCAAAGAUACAUCUCACUUAAGGAAAAUGGAAACAGUUGCGGGUCAGAAAGAGAAGGCGAAGUUUGCCCCGCUGGUGCCCCGUGAGAAGAAGCCAGGGCAUGGAGAGAAAGGAGGGGGGAAAAGGAGUGAGAAUAAGUGGAAAGGAGAGGGGGGUGGAAAUAAGGAGAGAAACAUUGAUGUAGGAAAGAAGACAGGAGAAUCAUGUGAAGGAGAGAGAGUAGUAGAGAGCAAGGGUAAGGCCUCUGGGUUAGAGAAGAAAAGAGGAGAACGGAAGAAGAAAGAAGGGAAGAAGAAGACGCCAGAUACAGAAAAAGUGAGGGCUGCAGAUGAAGGGGUUCCCCAGCAACAGGAAGGUAAAGGAGAGAGAGGAGGAGGAGAGGGAGCGAAGGAGAAUAAAAAACAGAAAAAUAAGGAAGACCUAUCCAGGAAGGAAACAGAUAAAGGGAAGGAGGGAAUGAAUGUGAAAAAGAAGAAGAAAGAGAAUGAGAAGGUCAGGAAGGAAGGGAAAGAGACGAAAAAGAAGAGACCGAGGGAUGAGACAGAGAGCAAUAAGGUACUCCCUCUAACAGACAGUCAGUAUGAUGAUAUAUUUGAUAGUGCUACGGCUCUGGAGACAUCUGUAGACAACUGUCUGGAGGAUGCCAGAGCUGUGCUGAGUGAGGUGGAGUUGCUGCAGGCCACCAUUGACCAGGUCUCUCUCAGGGAGGAGGAACAGCCUCCCAGGAGAGUGUCUGGUGAGAGAAAGAAGAGAAGAAGGGAGGAAGAGGAAGACAGCGACUCCAGUGCAGAAUUUGAUCAGUGGGUUCAGUGUAGUAGGUCUGUCUGUGGGAAAUGGAGAAGAGUAGAGAGACACGUUGACCUGGCUGCCCUUCCCAGCGACUGGACCUGUAUACACGACACAGGCCCUGGUCUCUGUGAGGCUACGGAGGACAGCUGGUCGGGACAAGAGUGUGAUGUCAUCAACAGCGGUCUGGUUCCUGGGUCUCUGGUCUGGGCUCAACAGAUUGGAUAUCCUUGGUGGCCAGCGAUAGUGGAGAGAGAUCCAGACACCAAGACCUUCUGCCAGUUCAACAGGAAUACUGACCUGUACCCUUGCAGGUACCAUGUAACCUACCUGGGGGAACCAGUCAGCAGAGCCUGGGUGUGUCGGUCUAAAGUCAGAAAUUACACAGAGCUCACUGAGGAUGCCGCCAUCACGGGGAAGUCUCUCCAGAGAUUCAAGAAGAAGUUGAGAGAAGCUGUCCUCAUAGCAACACAAGCCCAGAGUAUUCCACUCAAGAGGAGGUUGUCUAGGUUUGGGUUCUGGACUCAACAAACAUCAGACAGAGAGAGCUCAGAGGACAGCGAGAUUUCUGAGGUGCUGGAGAUGCUUCUGGACCAUGAAAAGAGCAGGAGGUCAGCAUAUGCCAGAAACAAGAAGUCAGCUGUGGUGAAUGCUGCUAAGAGACAGAGUGAAAGAGAGCAGAGUGAGCCCAGAAAGAAAACCAUGAAACAAGGAGGAAAGAGAGAAGGGAGGAGAGAAGACGAGACUGAAGGGAGGAGAGAAGGAGAGCAGCUUAGAAUAAAAAGACCAGGCGAGAAGGAGGAGGGAGUGUUCAAUAGACUAAAGCCUGUAAAGAAUACGAAGUCAGAGCCAAUUGGAGGGGACCUGAACGAGGGAGGAAAGGGAGUGAAAGAGAGAGCUGGAGAGAAGAAAAGAGGAGAGGAGGAAGGUAAGAAGAGAGUGAUGACUCCCUGGCUCUCCAAACUAAAGAAAGGCAGCGCGACCACGGCCAGACCAGCCUCUCCACCCAGCAAAGACCAGACUGUACUAGAGAGAGAGAGAGAGGAGAAGAGAGGAGUGGAGGAGAAGAGAGAGGGAGACGGAGUAGAGGAGGAAAGAGCGAAAGAGACCAGUAAAGGAGAAGAAAGGAUGGAACUGAGAGAGGAGAGAAGCCUGGAAGAGGAAGAGAAGGAGGAGGAAGAGGGACAUGAGUCUGAUAUAUCUGUUGAGGAGGAGGCAGUGAAAGAGGAGGAAGAGGGACAUGAGUCUGAUAUAUCUGUUGAGGAGGAGGCAGUGAAAGAGGAGGAAGAGGGACAUGAGUCUGAUAUAUCUGUUGAGGAGGAGGCAGUGAAAGAGGAGGAAGAGGGACAUGAGUCUGAUAUAUCUGUUGAGGAGGAGGCAGUGAAAGAGGAAAGGAGAGAAACAGGAGAGGGAGGAGAGGAACAACAGAUCAAGAAAAAGGAGGGAAAGGAGUUUGUACAGUCUGUGUUUGUAGGGGAGGGGGAUGAGGGAGGAGAGGAUGAUUUCCUAGAUGAAGACAUGGAGAUUCUGGGCUGCAGAGAGGAAGUGAUGAAGAGACUAGCUCAGGAACCCAUUCAGGAAGAGGAGGAUGACUUCUCUAUCAUGCUGUUUGAGGAGGAGUAGAGAGAGGGAGGGAAGAGGGGAGUAGGUAACAGUCUAUCUCCUACUGUUCGGGUCAGGAACCGUUUCUGUUUUCUAUUGUUGAUGUAAAUAGUUGAGUUCAGGUAUGUUUGUUAUGAGUUGGGUUACAUUAUUUAAUCAGUUGUAUAAUAUAAUAAACAUUGAAUUAUUAGUUUCUAA
Messenger RNA from Oncorhynchus tshawytscha (Chinook salmon), 2953 nucleotides. Its product is annotated as zinc finger CW-type PWWP domain protein 1. Gene Ontology annotation, cellular component: nucleus. The record is from RefSeq and is a predicted model, not a curated record. The transcript is spliced from 16 exons. Bases 395 to 2776 code for a protein of 793 amino acids. NCBI's taxonomy places the organism in Eukaryota, Metazoa, Chordata, Actinopteri, Salmoniformes, Salmonidae. Gene Ontology annotation, molecular function: zinc ion binding.